AUGGAUACACGCCCUCUGUAUCCUUCUCGAGGGCGUCGGGCGUCUUGUUCGACGACAGACUUUGACAAGACAGACGUCAACCUUUCCUCAAACGCCCAACUUCAACAACAGGGCGCAUCUUACAAACUAUCAUCUCAACCACAUUCACUAUCUUAUCCUACUUCUAAACCAUCAACCACGCAAUCGUCCUCCUCCAACACUAACGGUGACACACUCGACAUCAUCCCUUCCGACCAAAUCACUAAUUGGUACCCCUUCCGACCAUACCGACCACCUAUUGGUCAACCUUGGCCUACUCUCGCUCCAAUCUAUACCACCGCCCACCCUUCAGUUUUCUCCAAUUCGCCCGCUCAUUCACCCACCCACGUCGGUCGACAUUCGCCCUCAAUCACGAGCAGCGAGCCAACCCCUUUCCACGCCCCCGUAUCUCUUCCCGGUGAGAACAUGUCCGCUUCUUCGAGGGAGUCACCACUCGAACAUGGUUACGCCUCUGCUCCCGUCGCAGAAUCGAAUUUUGCUUUUGGAGCUUCGACACAUAAUGCACCAUGGCAUGGGAAUGGGGAUGACAGUAAUUGCAGUCCUUGUAGUAGUGCGUCACCGGCUAGAGAUCAUAUGAAUCUCCCUUCCACAUUCCACUUCCAACCCAACAUCGGUUCGACCAUCUUCCCGGGACAAUCGUUCCAGAAUUCAUCCUCGAACAUUCCAUGUCCAUUGCCAGGUGGUAGCUCGUUCUUUCCUCGGUUGAGUCGACAAGCUUCGUCGGCAUUACGACAAGCUCAGAAUGGUCGAAAGGGUAAAGACAGGGAUGAGAUCUUAUCGUCUUCAACAUUCCGGCCAUAUACGGUCCCACCCAUCAGUACACCCAACUUACUUCAUCCUCCCAACCUCCCACAUCCUGCGUUUCAUCACCUAGGAGCAGGUCCUACGACAUCCCUUCCAUUGCUCACUCCGCCACCUUCUCGACAACCGUCAUUGACAGACGGGGCGACAGCACCUAAGCUGGAAGGUUGGAUUCCCCCCGCUGACCGCACGGUCCCGUGUCCCCGACGUACCCCUAGGCGCAGGAGAGAUUCAGAUUCUUCUCAACAAGAUCAUGACGAGAUUCAGGGAGUGAUGUCGUCGUCUCAGACUACUUUGGGUUGGGGAGCGAUGGGCAAUCUUCCUGUAUAUCGAUAUCAAGAGGGAUCCUUUGCUGGAAGGGUGAAUCGGAAUGUUAACGCUUGGGAUCAUAUCGGACCCAACUUUGGUCUGUUAGACGAACAACCUCCUAAUCAUGGUAUUCAUCCAUCGGUCAUCCAUCCACCACCUCUCCAUUCUAGCCAUUCGUUUCAUCAUUUCCCUCAGACACAUUCGUCGUCGUCUUCCGAAGGAGGUGUGGGACCAAGUCGGCAUUCGAGGUCCGUUGGAUCGAGCGUCAAGCGUAAAACAAUUCCGAAAAAGGAGCUACCGUUGGAAGAUCGUCGAGUGUAUGAGUGUCCGGUGAACGAUUGUACUGUUCGGUGUACGAGGGCGAAUGAUGUUCAGCGCCAUUUCCGAAAUAAGCAUACAAACAGUCGUCCAUUUUCAUGUCCUGUUUGUCAAUGCUGCUGGUCGCGGAAAGACAAGUUGCCAGGUCAUAUGGAGAAACAUCAUCCCAACGUACCUUAUACUAUGCCAGAAGAUCCGAGUGAAUAA
Molecule: messenger RNA, 1674 nt
Organism: Tremella mesenterica DSM 1558
Lineage: Eukaryota; Fungi; Basidiomycota; Tremellomycetes; Tremellales; Tremellaceae
Exons: 5
Coding region: 1-1674 (557 amino acids)
Source: RefSeq, a predicted model, not a curated record